This is a messenger RNA of Ceratina calcarata, 939 nucleotides long. RefSeq lists its product as uncharacterized. The record is from RefSeq and is a predicted model, not a curated record. The transcript has 4 exons. The coding region runs from base 1 to 939 and encodes 312 amino acids. NCBI's taxonomy places the organism in Eukaryota, Metazoa, Arthropoda, Insecta, Hymenoptera, Apidae.
AUGCGUAGCUUAAGCGCCAAUUCGUGUAACGAACCGAUCUUAACAACCAUGUUUCUGGAGUACUUACCUCCAUUGUGUCGCGCGAUACUAUCCGCGUCCAAAGAAAACCUGCAAGAGCUAGCGGAACUGGAUGACCGCGUCACGGAAGCGGUUGCACAGGGCGGUCCUGGCAUCAUAACCGUUUCGCAAGGCGAAAGCCUUUCGUCCACCGUACCACGAAGUGAAACCCAUGCAUCCACCGAGUUAUCAACCGAUAACAACGUGGCUUCGAUCGCCAGAGAAAUUCGCGAUUUAUCCAAGCUCCUACAGUCACGCGGCGUAUAUCACCAUAUAGUCACGACCGGUCCACCGGUAGCCGAACGCGCACGAAGACUAGCACCCGAUAAACUUAAAGCCGUAAAAGCAGAAUUUAAACGAUUAAUGGAAGCAGGCAUGAUCACGCCAUCCAGUAGCCCUUGGGCUAGCCCGAUUCAUCUCGUGCGUAAAAAGAACGCAUCCCCUUCUCCAGAGGAGCAUGAGGAACAUCUGCAAAAAGUGCUAGAGAGAUUGCAACAAUUCCAUUUACGCUUGAAUCUCGAGAAAUGUCAGUUCGGCGUACCCGAAUUAGUCUUCCUCGGCCAUUUGGUUAAUAAGGAAGGUUUUAAGCCGAUCCCUAAAAAGUUCAAGGCAGUUAAUGAAUUCCACAAACCUCGUACGAUCGAGGAAUUACGUAGAUUCCUCGGAAUGGCACUGGACAGGAGGAGAAUCAAGCAACAUUCGGUAGUGGAGGGGAAAGCUGUACUUGUAUUACGUAUCCGCAUUACGAGCAUAUUAACCUUGGUACUCAACAUAGUAGGAAACUUCCAUCGCUCAUUGGAAGUUAGGUAUUACCAUCUCCCAACACAAACGGAGAACCGUAAUUGUGGAAGAAGAAACGCGAAUCCAUAUGGUGGAGAUUGA